AUGGCUGCGACAUUGCGAUCGGUGCCUGGACUGGACUACGACAGGGGUGAGGAAGCUGGUUAUGCUCCCAACCGUAACCUUACGGCGGCCAAUGGGCAAAUGUCUCAGUCGAGCAUCCUUGUCGACCAAGUGUGGCAACAAGAGCAGCCCUGCGAAUCCCCCCAGUACUUCCCAUUUCAGUAG
Molecule: messenger RNA, 183 nt
Organism: Clonostachys rhizophaga
Lineage: Eukaryota; Fungi; Ascomycota; Sordariomycetes; Hypocreales; Bionectriaceae
Source: the annotation of a GenBank genome assembly